Messenger RNA from Kwoniella botswanensis, 2193 nucleotides. RefSeq lists its product as uncharacterized. The coding region runs from base 1 to 2193 and encodes 730 amino acids. Lineage: Eukaryota; Fungi; Basidiomycota; Tremellomycetes; Tremellales; Cryptococcaceae. Gene Ontology annotation, molecular function: RNA binding. The record is from RefSeq and is a predicted model, not a curated record. Gene Ontology annotation, cellular component: nucleolus. The transcript has 5 exons. Gene Ontology annotation, biological process: maturation of SSU-rRNA.
AUGGCUUCAAUAUCCACACCUACGCAGUUAGCGACAUUCUCCCAGCCUCAUGCGUCCAGCUCGAAAACACCUCAUGUGACGCUCAGUCCCGUCGUGGGAGAUUCCAAAUGUGCUGUAGCGGCCGUUCGAGGUGAUGGGAUAUGGACUUAUGACCUCAACACACUCAGACCGACCACUUCAUUCACCGUCUCUCCCUCUACGGUAUUUUCAUCUUCACCCAUAAGCUACUGGUCAACGCGGACAGAAAAAGUCCCGAGAGAUACUUCAGAGCAGAAUGUAGUCGAGGAUGACAUGGAUGCUGAUGUUGAUGAAGAUGAAGAUGAGUCAGACGAGCAGUACGAAAAGGAGGACACUGUCGAAGUCAAAGAGAGGAUAACGCUGGUUGGGGUCGGUAAAGAAAUUUGGAAAUGGGUUGGAGAAGAAGGUGAUAAGGAGGUCAUAGAGAUCGCCAAAUCGAUACAAUCGAUACAUUAUCUACCCUCUAGCCGAUACCCAAUUUUAGUGAUUACCACCAAUCCGACCGACCUAUAUCUAUUGAACAACAAAUUCACCCCCAACCAUCUUACACUCUCACUUUCCUCGACCGAUAUUCUCACUUCCAAGGUGUUGAUUGCAAAAGACAAUUCCGCGAGAUUGGCACUGGUCGAUACAACAGGGAAAAUCUCGGUAUUCCAACUUACACUGGAAGAUAGCCCUCGAGUGAACAGAGUCACGGAAGGGAAGAUUGGAGGAGAGGCAAAGUUGGGAUAUGUCGAUAUUAGUGAAGAUGGAGUGAUCAGCGCUUUAGAUGAAUCGAAUAAGCUAUACACGCUCGAAAUUUCCUCUCUUUCCUCGCCUACCUCACCUCUCACCUUAGUCCACCCCUCAUCCACCUCAGUCCUCUUAUCAUUACCCACAACCGGCAAACCUUUGAUCCUGUUACCUACACCUCACCCAACACCCUCUUUACUCCUUGCGAUUCCACUAUCUACCUUGCCCGCCGUACUCUCCUCCACGUCAAUCUCAUCAUUCACCUCUACUGGAACUAUCGAGCACCUUUCCAUCCUCUCUAGGAAGAACGGGAUAUUGACCGUCGGACUCGUUCUAAGUCAUCUGAACAGUGACGGACAAUCUGGACGGAGUGUCAUAUACACUACGGAAGUGGUAGUUCCUCCGAAAGGGAUCGGGAUGGGUAGUCUCUUAGGUACCAAGGAGAAAACUCAGCUGUACCUCUCGACCUCUGCUGCGAUUACACAUAAAUCAGAUGGUCAAGGAGAGGAAGAGAAAGUGAUAAAGAAGGUUUCCGAGUCGAUCAACAAAAAUCAACCCAGUCAAGCUGAAAAUGCACUCAAAGGGUUCUUGUCUAAGGGUGAUUCGACCAGUAUUUCAGAAAGUUUCGUUAGGAAGAUCGUCAAUGUUGUUUUCUCCGAAGCGAUCAACGAUGAAGGUAAAUACAAGGGAACGUAUUCUCCUGGCAUCAUCAGGUUAUUGUUGGAAAGGGGUCUGGUUAAUGAUUCGAUGUGGAAAGCAAGUUUGGUUGGUGAAGGUUUAUUACCUUGUGGUGAUUGGGAUAAUAUCAUCAUGUGUUUCAAGAACUUUCGAACCAUAUAUUCUCUCACACUCGUCAAACUCAUCUCAUCAUCUUUACAUCCCUCAACUAACGAUAAAAACGCACCUGCUUUAUCAAAAUUACUAUACUUGAUCUUAUCAUCUCCGCCAGCUCCUACAUUCCGAUUGGACUUACGUCAGAACCUAUCUGUAGAAGAUGCUACAAUGGUAUUGGAACAAUUACUCAAAUGGGCUCAGUGGCAUGUCAACACUCGCGGCGAAGUUCUAAGAGGGUGGGACGCAGAUACAGCCUGGGAAACCCAGCUUUUAUCUGAAGUUGAGGGAACUCCAAGCUUAAAUUCGGUAAUCGCAUAUUCAUCAUUAUUGCUCGAUUCGCACCUACCUUUAUUCCUAUCAUAUGAACCUUCCCAUCACUUGUUAGAAGGGUUGAACGAAGCUUUAGAACCUUUGUUGGAAGUUCAGAAUGAAUAUAAGACGUUGAGAGGUCCCAUAGAAGCUGUGUUGAUAUUGGCUAAAAGGGAGGAAAUGAAUGAGAAGGAAAAACAAUCCAAAUCCAAGACCAAGAAGGAAGGGGGUCAGGGACAGGGAAAGAGGUUGAUGGAUGAGAAGAUUGGGAAGUGGAAGGUUGAAGAUUUGGUAUUUUAG